Molecule: messenger RNA, 939 nt
Organism: Esox lucius (northern pike)
Lineage: Eukaryota; Metazoa; Chordata; Actinopteri; Esociformes; Esocidae
Product: olfactory receptor 4E1-like
Exons: 1
Coding region: 1-939 (312 amino acids)
Biological process (GO): G protein-coupled receptor signaling pathway
Cellular component (GO): membrane
Molecular function (GO): G protein-coupled receptor activity; olfactory receptor activity
Source: RefSeq, a predicted model, not a curated record
AUGGAAAACCAAACAUACAACGUGGACCUUCUCAAGCUUGAAGGAAUGUACGUCGACAAUCUGUCCAUGUACCCAGCCUUUAUCUUCCUCCUGAUCGUCUACAUCUUCUCAAUGGUGUCCAACAUUGGGCUCACAGUUCUUAUCUGCUUGGAGAGGAUUCUGCACCAGCCCAUGUACAUCCUCCUUGGCAACAUGUCUUUCAAUGAUGCUCUUAGUAUCACCACCGUCAUACCUCGACUGCUGUUUGAUAUUUUAACACCUACUUCAGACAGAUAUAUUACCUAUAAUGAAUGUUUCACCCAAGCUUUCUUGGGCCACUGGUUUGCUGCAAACUUUCAUACAAUACUGAUGACCAUGGCCUUUGACAGGAAUGUGGCCAUUUGCGACCCUCUGCGAUACACCACCAUCAUGAACAACUACAUGCUAGUGAAACUAUGUGUAUUUGCCUGGUUGAUGUCUAUUGUCUUUGUGGCAGCCCUCCUCGGCCUUGUAGUACCCUUGUCUCGUUGCAGGUCGGAAAUCACCAACCCUUGGUGUGACAAUGCCUCGCUAGUCAAGCUAUCCUGUGAGACCACGGUUGUGAAUAACAUUUAUGGACUUUUUUACACUGCCAUAUUAUUUGUCUCCUCCAUGGGGAUUGUGGCUUAUACAUACAUUAGAAUCACCAUGGUGUGUUUGAGGAGUAAGAGCAAAUCGCUUAACAGAAAAGCCCUACAUACAUGUUUUACACAUCUGGCUGUAUAUCUCAUUAUGCUUUUUGCAGGUUUUAUCAUUGUCUUCCUCCAUCGGUACCCACAGUGGUCAAAUUACAGGAAACUGGCAUCAGUUAUUUUCUAUGUGGUUCCUCCUGCCCUGAACCCUCUUAUCUAUGGAUUCCAGUCUAAGGAUAUUCGUAAACAAGUCAUAAAUAUCUUGAAAUCCAAGAAAGUGUCUCCUUGA